CUGUCACUGUCAAAGUGAUAGUGAAGUUGACAUUUUAAUGUUUUGUUGUGAAAUUUCCUUUGAAGUUUUUCACUACUUUUAUUCAAGUUCUUAUUAUUUCUCAUUAUGUUUGUAUAAUGUAUACUUUACUUCACGGCUUUUACAAGUAUAUUAUUCAAAAAGAUGAAUAUUGCGUUCUUAUUUUGGGUUUGGAUAAUGCUGGCAAAACGACCUAUUUAGAAGCUGCUAAAACGAAAUUUACAAAAAAAUACAUAGCUAUGAAUCCAAAUAGAAUAACUACCACGGUGGGCCUGAACAUAGGGAAAAUACAUGUUGAUGGAGUAAUGCUCAACUUUUGGGAUUUAGGUGGGCAGCAGGAACUUCAAUCGCUAUGGGACAAGUACUAUGCAGAGUGUCAUGCUGUCAUCUAUAUAGUAGACUCUUCUGAUAGAGAAAGGAUAUCUGAAUCAAAAGAGACAUUUGAUAGGAUGAUAGCAUCAGAGCACUUAUCUGGAGUACCUCUACUAGUGCUGGCUAAUAAACAAGACAUUCCAGACUGCAUGGGUGUUCACACUGUCAAACCAAUAUUCAAUCAAAAUGCACAUUUGAUUGGUGCAAGGGACAUUAUGCUUAUGGCCACUUCAGCCUUGAAUGGGGACGGUGUCGACGAAGGCAUCAGAUGGCUAGUUGAUUGUAUUAAAAGGAAUAGUGUAGACCGACCACCACGGAACCACGAAGACAACUUAUAGUACGAGCGAUACGCUCUUACCUGCAUAAUAUCAUUCAACCGCGCUAUAAUAUACAAUGAAUGAUAAUGAGUUAUCCUAUUUAGAUAACGCUGUGACUCUACCCAUUGUUUUGUACAUACAUUAUAUGUAUUAAGAAUAAAACAUUAGUAAAAGCG
This is a messenger RNA of Diatraea saccharalis (sugarcane borer), 883 nucleotides long. The record is from the annotation of a GenBank genome assembly. NCBI's taxonomy places the organism in Eukaryota, Metazoa, Arthropoda, Insecta, Lepidoptera, Crambidae.